AUGGUUCUGGACAAUACCCCAGAACACAUUCCCGAGGUUCCGUCAGCAACAGAUCAGACAAACAAUCUUGUGGAUCAGAACAUGUCUUCCAGCGACGAUGAGAUUCCUACCACUGGAGGCAAGGGCAAAGGAAAAUCAGCUCUGAGACCGAGGCCCAGCAAGUUUGCUCCACGGCUAAAUAGUGUCCUCAAGGAAUCUCCUUCUGCUAUCCAGAGCAAGAAAGCAGUACCCCUCGUUGAGUAUCUUGGACCGGAAGCCAUGUCGAUUGACAGUCCUCCUAAUGAGACAGAGGAAUCAAGCGACAAACAGACCGAGGACACGACCGAAGACUCAGACGACGACGACGACGACGACGACGACGACGACGACGACGCAACCAGGACAGAAACGCGCGAGACCUCUUUACCGUUCCGACUGCAGGAUGCAGUAAACAAUGGUGAUGUUUGGCACUGUCCCGUCGACGGAUGCAUGCAUAGAACAUACGCGGCUUCAGAGCUGAGCUCACAACUGCUCAUCAAGAGGCACUCGCAGACUCAUGAUUUCGACCAUGACGAAAGAGUGCAGUUGGUCCGCCGUAUGGAGGCGCCAUAUCUGCCAGUAAACAGGUUGAUGGAUAGAGUCAGGGGCAUGGCCGCGUCGAGCAAGGGCCCACCACCCAUUACCCAACGCUAUUGA
Molecule: messenger RNA, 675 nt
Organism: Aureobasidium uvarum
Lineage: Eukaryota; Fungi; Ascomycota; Dothideomycetes; Dothideales; Saccotheciaceae
Source: the annotation of a GenBank genome assembly